AUCUGGAUCACUUACGGAAAAAAGCCCCCCGUUGUUCUUCCCAAAAGACCUACACAAUCACAAUGUUCAAAAGGACCAGCAAGACCCCCAAACAAACCCAGCCAGUUGACAUCAUCCUUUUCAGAAUUAAACAUUUCCCCGGAGCCCGAAACCUAUGAUGACAUCAGCUCACUCCCACCACCUCCUCCCCCACCUCCCAAGCCAAGAGACUCGUGGACUGACAGUUACCCUUCUCAGCACGAGGACAGCGAUCAAGAAAUCUAUGAAGACCCAGACAAACCUGUUCCUAUUGAGAGGCAUGUCUUAAAAGAAAAUAAAAAGGUAGAGCUGGACAAGAAAGAACUGAAGGAAAAGCAGAAGCAGGAAAACGAGUAUAGAAAAAGAUUUAAGCUGAAUGGACCUAUUGAGGUUAUCCACAUGGCUCGUGUAAGAGAGGACUGGCAGGGCGGAAAGAAUGACCUGAUCGUGCGACAGGGGGAGAACGUGGAGAUCAUCCGUGUGAGCAACAACCCUGAAGGGAAAUGGCUGGCACGAAAUAUGAAGGGCAACAUUGGCUACAUCAGUAACUCCUGUGUGGAUGUGGAUUAUGAGGAAGUGAAGCGGAAAAUCCGCGGUCAAGCCACCCCCUCCUUCCAACCUCCUGUAGUCCAGGCCAUCAACCCAGAAUUUUAUGAUGAUAUCGGCUCCAAUGACCAACUGGACAGCAGUUUUCACAGCGAUGAUGUAUAUGAUGAUGUGGACCAUGAGUUUCCUCCUCCUCCCCCAGAGAUCAGCCACGAUCCGAAAAAGACCAAGCAGCAGGAGAAAGAGUUUCGAAAGAAAUUUAAGUUUGAAGGGCCCAUCCGAGUUUUGUACACCAUGAUGGUGGAUCCUAAUGCCAGUUUGAAGAAGGGUGGGAACAAAGACCUGCCGUUGGUCCAUGGAGAGAUUCUUGAGGUUAUACAGGAGACCAACAAGAAGCGAGUUCUGUGCCGUAAUAACGAGGGGAAAUAUGGAUACGUGCCCAUGAAUUACCUUUUGCCUGAGGAGAAUGAUGUUUAUGAUGACAUUGACGCUGCUUCAGAUAUAUAUGAUAAUGAUGACAGCUGACCUGCUUGGAGAUGAUGGGUAUCAUCCAUAUAAAAGUGUUUUUACCUGAGAAAGUAAAAAGGGACUGAUCCCCAUCUGUUCUCUAUAUGAAUGAAUGACAUGGUUUGAAAUUUGCUUCAGGAAACUAAAACUCAAAGCUUUGUAUAUUGUAGAAAUAAUUAUUAUGAAACAUUAUAAUUAUAAUUAUUAUUAUUAUUAUUGAAAAAUAUUUUGUAAAAAAUGACUUGUAAUUAUCAUAGGGAUGAUUUUGAUAUUUGUUAGAUUUGAUAUACUGUUAUAUUCUCAUCUUUUCUGAUAUUGACAAUCCAGCACUGUUUAAAUAAAAAGAAAUAAAGUUUUAUAUUUGA
This is a messenger RNA of Ctenopharyngodon idella (grass carp), 1436 nucleotides long. RefSeq names its product FYN-binding protein 1. The transcript has 15 exons. Gene Ontology annotation, cellular component: plasma membrane. Gene Ontology annotation, molecular function: protein binding. NCBI's taxonomy places the organism in Eukaryota, Metazoa, Chordata, Actinopteri, Cypriniformes, Xenocyprididae. The annotation marks the transcript as partial. The record is from RefSeq and is a predicted model, not a curated record. Gene Ontology annotation, biological process: T cell receptor signaling pathway; integrin-mediated signaling pathway; protein localization to plasma membrane.